Messenger RNA from Penicillium angulare, 1284 nucleotides. Its product is annotated as putative MFS monocarboxylate transporter. Gene Ontology annotation, cellular component: fungal-type vacuole membrane. Gene Ontology annotation, molecular function: transmembrane transporter activity. Gene Ontology annotation, biological process: transmembrane transport. Lineage: Eukaryota; Fungi; Ascomycota; Eurotiomycetes; Eurotiales; Aspergillaceae. The record is from RefSeq and is a predicted model, not a curated record. Bases 1 to 1284 code for a protein of 427 amino acids. The transcript has 5 exons.
AUGGCUGCGACUACACCCAACGAGAACAACGCCCGGUCGUGGCUCGUGGUUUUCGGAGCAUUCGCUGCCUUAUUCUGCUCCGUCGGGUUCCUGAAUUCUUUCGGUAUCUUCGAAGAUUACUAUGCGACCUCCCGGUUGGCCGAUAAAUCCCAAUCAACCAUUGGGUGGAUCGGCGCCAUCUGUAUCUUCUUUCUUUUCUCGAUCUCAACAGUUGCGGGCGCCCUACUUGACUUUUUCGGACCGGAGGUGUUGAUUUGCUCUGGGUCAGUUGUUUAUGUCUUUGGCAUAAUGAUGAUAUCCCUGUGCAAGGAAUACUACCAAUUCCUUCUUGCACAAGGAUUUCUUCUUGGAACUGCCAUGUCACUCCUUACCUGGCCGCCAGUCGCUCUGGUGGGAAAAUACAUCAAACAGAGGCGGGCUGCCGCUAUGGGAAUUGUAAUUGCUGGCUCAUCUCUAGGAGGUGUCAUCUGGCCUAUCGCCAUUGACCACCUUUUGAAAAAGCCAAGUAUCGGAUUUCCCUGGACAAUGCGUAUUGUCGGAUUCAUUAUGAUCCCACUUCUUCUUUUCUCAUGCACUGUCUGCAGAUCACCUCCCGCUCCCGCCCCUACUCAAGAUGCUUCGUCUGAAAACAAUGUGACUGGCAGCGAAAGCAUUCAGGACAGUGUUGAUGAAAAGCCCGUGAAUCGAAAGGCGGAAAUUAUAGCAUUUUACAAGCAGCCUGCGCUGCAGCUCUUGUGUCUUGCCAUGUUCUUCACAUACUUUGGAAUGUUUUCGCCUUUCUUCUACACAACAUCCUAUGCAGUUGAAAAGGGAUACUCAAGUUCCUUUGCCUUUUACACUGUCUCUAUCGUAAAUGGAGCUUCGUUUCUGGGUCGUAUCAUUCCGGGGUUUGUCGCUGAUAGAUUUGGCAAAUUCAAUUGCGCUAUCAUUGCAAGCUUGUCAGCUGGGAUCAUUGCAUUGUGUUGGACGAAGGCUGAUUCAGUUGCCGGGUUGGGCAUAUGGUGCGCCGCAUAUGGCUUUGCAUCGGGUGGCAUUUUGUCUCUACAACAAGCUUGUGCAGCUCAAGUAUCUACUUCGUCUUCCACUCUCGGGUUGGCUAUUGGGAGCGUUGCUGGCUCGACCGCUCUUUCCGCCAUGGCAAAUGUCCCUAUUUCAGGAGCUUUGGCAGACAAGUAUGGCUAUCUAUCACUAUCUCUGUUCUCUGGGAUUUCAUUGCUCCUCGGCGGCGUGUUGCUUAUCAUGGCUCGCCUGGUACAAAGUCGAGACCUCUUUGCGACAGUUUAG